This is a messenger RNA of Striga hermonthica, 822 nucleotides long. The record is from the annotation of a GenBank genome assembly. NCBI's taxonomy places the organism in Eukaryota, Viridiplantae, Streptophyta, Magnoliopsida, Lamiales, Orobanchaceae.
AUGGCCUCCAACUCAUCAAAAGAAGCAGAAGAACUCGAAGAUAAACUAAGGAAAAUAGCUCUCUCAGCCUCGGAGAGCGAUGUUAUCGAAUUAGGAGAUGACGAUAUCAAGGCAAGUGCAGGAGAAUGUACGAAGAGUCUCUUCGGCAAGAUAAUUGGGGAAAAGAAGACUAGCCUGGUUGGAAAGGUUUUUAAAAAGAUCAAGAAUGUUGCAGUUGUUAAAGCUGGGGGUGUUAUUGGGAGUUACCUGCGGUUACUGGUUGCUGUCGACGUGAAUGAGCCACUGCCCUGUUGUGUAAACAUGAAACUUCAUAAUCAGCAGGUGAUGGCUACAUUCCACUACGAGAAGCUAGUUAGUCUCUGCUAUUCCUGUGGGAGGCUUGGUCACUUAGACAAGAACUGCCAAACUAGAGCUAGAGCUACUGACAUUGAGAAAGGAGAACUGAAGGAAGGAAACUAUGGGGAAUGGAUGAAGGCGCUAGCAAGUAGACAAAACACUGGAAGUAAUACAACCAACACUCUUGGAGCUAAGGAAUCAGAGAACAACAAUAAAAAUAUGAUGGAGCUGGUUGAGGAUUAUACCCCACUAAACCCCCCAGAUGAUACCUCCAACAAAAAGUCAUCCCCAGGAACCCUCAUUAAACCAAUAUGCAAGGAUCAGGUGGAGGAAGGGCUCAUUAUAAACCAGAGUGCCUCUAAGGAGGUCCUAGCAAGCCCAAUGCCAAUGAUUCCUACUGGCACUAGCCUAGCAUUCUCUGGAAGUCAGAAUGCAUCCAAGCAAAGAAGUUGGAAGAGAAUGCCUACACAGGCAGAAAAGGCAUAA